This is a messenger RNA of Clarias gariepinus (North African catfish), 4448 nucleotides long. RefSeq names its product solute carrier organic anion transporter family member 5A1a (gene slco5a1a). The record is from RefSeq and is a predicted model, not a curated record. The transcript has 10 exons. Gene Ontology annotation, molecular function: protein binding. Gene Ontology annotation, biological process: sodium-independent organic anion transport; transmembrane transport. Gene Ontology annotation, cellular component: membrane. Bases 805 to 3273 code for a protein of 822 amino acids. NCBI's taxonomy places the organism in Eukaryota, Metazoa, Chordata, Actinopteri, Siluriformes, Clariidae.
CGCAGUGAGUACGAUGCACCGUAAACAGCAAUUCAUGCGACCCCUGCUUACCAAGGACAUAUCGCACGGAGACACAUAUUCUGUAUUGUGAUGUGGCGAGAAAAAUGUCUAUUAUGCGACUGAAACCUUGCGUGCUGAGAGGAGAGGUCGGCUUCACCGGUAGUGCACGGGCGCGUUUGUGUUGUUUUGUCGGGACGUUUGCGGUGAGCUCACUUGGAGCAUGCUAACUGCGCUAAACUGCUGCGCUGUGGGGGUGCAGUACCGUCGCCUCUGAACACACCAGUUAAAGGGUUUACAGUGGGUUUAUUCGGCACUGAGACGUAGCUGUGAUGUUAGCUGUGAUGUUAGCUGUGAUAUGUGUGUUUGAAGAAUGAAUGUACGUUGUGUUUUUGUAUGUAGUAUAGACUCCUGCAUGAUGGGCAUGCUUUGUGUCGGUAUAAUCUGACUUUCCUUCCCUUUGCCUAUAUAAGGGCAUCUGGUUAGAUCUAUUGUGUUGGUUAGUCUGUGCUAUCGUGCUAAUAUGAAAGCAAAUCUUUGAGAUGUUAUUAGUCGGUCACCGUGAUUAUUUUUUAGAAUGACAGCAUCGCUAUCGCUACCGAUGCACUGUCCUUCACAAGCUAUUAAAUGAGUUCCUCCACCCGUUUGGGUUUGGACUUCAUGCAAACGCAGUCACCUCCGGCUUGUUAAGCUACAGAAGACAGGUAAUUGUAUAUGGCAAAUAUUUUCAGUGAUGACAAACUGUAUCUAGCCGAAGAAAGAUUUUUUUAGAAAGAAAUCCUAGAAAGCAUCCCCUCCUGCUGUAGAAUGGCUUCCUGGGAUCGUAAAGACGGUGUGGAUGGAGCGUGUGUCAAACCUCUGCCUUAUCCGUGUGAGGACUCUGCCCAGGCGCAGAAAUCGAAAAGCCUACCUACGCUCAACGAGACACAAGUUUUAGAAACAGACGGGCCUGAACACCCCCCGCCAGAAGGCGCAGAUGUCAGCUCCUCGUCCAAAGCGGAGGAGUCUCUCAACUCGUCGAGCGGGGACGCGGGCGGUGUGGCAGGGAGGAGCCGCCGGAUCGCUGCGGUGAUCCCCGCACAGUUGGCGCGCGUGUCCCUCAGGCGCUACCUGCGCGUGCUGUUCUCGGACUCGCGCUGCUUCUUGUUCUACAUGUGUUACCUCACGUUCAUUCAGUCGCUCAUGGUGUCCGGCUACCUCAGCAGCGUCAUCACCACUAUAGAAAAGCGCUACAGUCUGCGUAGUUCCGAAUCUGGUCUACUUGUCAGCUGUUUUGACAUAGGAAGUCUCCUCAUUGUCGUCUUCAUCAGCUACUUCGGUGGACGUGGCCGGCGGCCACGCUGGCUUGCCAUAGGCGGAAUGGUCAUUGCUGUGGGUGCUGCACUUUUUUCCCUCCCGCACUUUAUCUCUCCACCUUAUCAGCUAGAGCAGCUGAACACUACAGGACGCGGAGGGGGGCUUUGCACUAUUACCAAUAGCAGUAGAAGAGAUGGACCAGAGGCAUGUCCACGGGACCAGGAAGGCACUGAGCAUGCUCUGUAUGUUGCACUGUUUAUUUGCGCUCAGAUUUUGAUUGGCAUGGGGUCCACACCAAUUUACACGCUUGGACCCACCUACUUGGACGACAAUGUGAAAAAGGAGAAUGCAUCACUAUACUUGGCAAUCAUGUAUGUAAUGGGAGCUCUAGGUCCGGCUGCUGGCUACCUGCUGGGUGGAGUUCUGAUUGGGUUUUACGUGGACCCAAACACUGUUGUGAACAUUGACCAGAAUGACCCACGUUUUGUAGGAAACUGGUGGAGUGGGUUUCUUUUCUGUGCUGUGGCUAUGCUGCUAGUGAUAUUCCCCAUGUUUGGCUUUCCAAAGAAGCUUCCCCCUCGCCACAAGAAGAGCAGCAGAAAGAAAAAGCGUGUGGGGGACCUACCAAGUGAUGAUGAGGUGAUGAAGGAAAAGAGCCAAGCUGUUUCUUCCUCCAUUGGCUUUGGAAAAGACAUCAAAGAUUUGCCCAAGGCAGCCCUGCGUAUCUUAAGCAAUGUGACAUUUUUAUUUGUAAGUUUGUCGUACACAGCAGAGUGUGCCAUCGUUACAGCAUUCAUCACUUUCAUUCCUAAGUUCAUUGAGUCUCAGUUUGGGGUUCCAGCAUCAAGUGCCAGUAUCUACACAGGUUUGGUUAUUGUGCCAAGUGCCGGUGUUGGGAUAGUACUGGGAGGGUAUAUUAUUAAAAAGCUGAAAUUGGGAGCAAGAGAGUCAGCCAAACUGGCCAUGAUCUGUAGCGGAGUGUCUCUGCUCUGUUUCUCCACACUUUUCAUUGUUGGCUGUGAGAGCAUUAAUCUAGGAGGAAUCAACAUACCCUACACUACUGGACCCACACUGACUCUGUCCCAUCGGAACCUAACUGGUGGCUGUAAUGUUAAUUGUGGUUGCCGGAUCCAUGAGUAUGCUCCUGUGUGUGGUUCUGAUGGAAUUACAUAUUUUAACCCCUGUCUGGCUGGCUGCAGUGGUGUCUCCAAUGACAGCUCAGGAAUGAGGAAUUUUUCAGACUGUGCUUGUGUACAAAGCAGACAGGUGAUCACUCCAUCUGGAGGGAAUCAUGAGUUGCAAGUGGUCAUUGUAAAAACUUAUCUGAACGAGAACGGCUAUGCGCUCGCUGGCAAGUGUGAGCGCACUUGUGGAACGCUUAUAACCUUCCUCAUCUUCCUCUUUAUUGUUACGCUCAUAACUGCCUGUGCACAGCCUUCUGCCAUCAUAGUCACCCUGAGGUCUGUGGAGGAGCAGGAGAGACCUUUUGCUUUGGGAAUGCAGUUUGUUCUUCUUCGAACUCUCGCCUAUAUUCCUACCCCGAUAUAUUUCGGCGCAGUGAUUGACACCACCUGUAUGCUCUGGCAGCAGGACUGUGGUGUUCAUGGAUCGUGUUGGGAAUAUGAUGUCACGUCACUUCGGUUUGUCUACUUUGGCUUGGCCGCCAGCCUCAAGUUUCUGGGCUUCUUCUUUAUCUUUCUCACAUGGUAUUCACUGAAACGGCGUGAUGAGCAAGCAAGCAUGCAUGCACACACUGUAUCUCCACUGGACACGGUUAGCCAGUUGAUGUGCCAUGCAGGGUGGCAAAAAGGUCAUGCUCGCACACGCUCCUGCCCUGUCUUCCUGCCCCGACCCCCUGAACACUGCCAUGCUGCUGCAGUGCCACCUGGACAUUCCCUAAGCCGUGGGAACAGUUGCCCCAGCAAUGGCCUCAAAGCAAUAACCCUUCCCAUCAGGUCUCUGGAGAAAGUGGUGAUAUGAAAAAGUUAGUGCAGACAUACACAGUCGCACCCACCCAGAUACAGUCGCACCCACACAGACACAGUUGCGCACACACUCGCUUACGGAUACGCACACAAACACAUUUACUCACCCAAAUGCAUAGACAGGGCAUACCUGAAGAUUUACUGGAGUCUCCAGCUCUCCUGCGUCCUCAGAGCCAAUGCCGUGCCUUUUUUUUGUCCCUCCAGAAAUAGUCUACAAUCAACACAGUUUGUAAAAGUAUUGGACUUAAUACCUCAAAGGAAUUGGUACCUCUCUCGUUUUACACAUUUACAUAGAUUAUUUCCUGUAUUCAUCCUGUUCAUACACACACCAGUCUGUUUUCACACACAUGUUCACACCACACUUUUUUGGUUUCUUUUUCCUGUUAGUAAUGUGAUGAGAGACUAAAGUUAUGCUGUAGGCAUUUGCACACUUGUCUAACAUUUCACCCAUUGGCCAGUUGCUCUGUUGCUUAACUGAUUGGUUAAAUGAUUUGAUUAAAUAAUAUUGAGUGUCCUACCAAGUAGAAAAAAGGAAUUUAAGCUGAUUCCGGUAAUUAUGCAAACUUUACUCUCCUUUCUACACAGAGGUUUCCAGUUAAACCGAACAGGACAAUGCUACUACACAAAUGCAAAUAAGAAACAGUAUUGAUUACAUUGUCACUAUUAUUCUGUACUGAGGAAACAUGUGUGUUACACUGGAUAAAAUCUACUCAUGGGAAAUAAAAUAAUUUCCAAGGGUUUAACUGGGUGUUUUGAUGUCCCAAUUGAAAAGAUGUUUUAAUAAAAACACAAUGUAGUGUUGGUGUCUUUUUUUAAAGUAUUAAUUGUUCAAGGUGCUGCAGGGAUGUAACUUCUGUUAAUGACUCAACGUAAGUCAAAUUUAACUGACUUGUGAUUUGACUCAUGUUUGUACAGUACUUGGUUGACUUGACUGAAUACUCAGCAGGGAUAGAAACCAGAGCAAAUUUUAGAACUGUCCAAACAUUUAUACAGUUUUGCAUUUCAAUGUAAUGAUUCUUGCACACAGUAAUUUAUCUCAGUGUUAUUUUUUCUUAGAUGACUGUCAGGUUAAGUUUGGUAUAGCCUCAAAAAGCCUUUUACUCUGUGCAGGGCAACUUUAGAUUGGAUUCUGUAUUAUUUAAAAAAAAAAUCAAGGUAAGAAGUUGAUUA